AUGUCGCAGCCAAUUACCGUCAUCUACAACUUCAAAGAGUUCAGAACUAAAGUUAAACCAUCAACACUAUUAGUCGAUGUGUUAGAUAAGAGUUGCUCAUAUUUCAACGUUUCCGAAUCAACGCACACAAUCGUAUACAAUGGCAAGGAGCUGGACACAUCGUUGUCGUUUCGGUUUUUGAACCUUCCUCAUGGAGUGAAAGUUCAUCUAAAAAGCACAAAAACAAGCAUGGGUGGCAAUCAAAUACCGAAAGCAGCUGCUUCAUCUGUAAACAUCAGGUUGCAGAUCCUUGCACCAGACAAGGACGUCAAUUUCAAGCUGUCCGGAUCCAUUCCAGUGCGCUCCUUUUCCUCAAGUGAGACUCUUUAUGAUGUGAUUAAGCAGUAUGAACAGAUUACACAAUGUAACUUAUUGGAGAGAAAGUCGUACUACGAUCUGCCAAAUGCGGCAAAGAGAGUCCAUUGCUUGUACAUCCCGACAAUACAGAAUAUGUCGAAAGUUGUCAGCGGCAUUGAUGAGUUUAAAACGACAAAAUUACGCAGUAUGGGUCUUGUGAGUGGAAACCACUCUUUGAGACUUUGCUUCAAGAGAGUUGAUGUUUCAUCUGAGGAGAUUAGUGGUGUAGAGUUGAAUGGUGUGCAUGGAGGUAAGAAUGUGGCUGAAGAGGGUGAUACAGUAGCAGAAAAUGCACAAAUUGAAUCGGAGGGUACGAAUACUGUUGGAAAAAGGAAGAAUUGUAAGAACUCGAAUGAGUCAGCAGCGUUGGGCAAUUUCAGCAGGAAAGAUGCAGAUGUGGGAAUUAAAAUGGAGAGCAGAGGAAUGAAAGAAAGUGAGGAAAUGAAAGGAAGUGAAGAAGUGAAAGGAAGUGAAGAAAUGAAAGAUAGUAAAGAAAAGAAAGAAAGUGAAGACAGUAAUAAUACGCUGAAAGAGAAUUCAGACACGAGUAUCAAAGUGUACAAGCACCAAAACUUCGAUGAUCGCAAAGAGGACACAUACAGCGACUCAGAGUACAAUAUGACGAUUGACCAGGCAAAAGCAUACCGAUCAAUGCUUUUGAAAAUGGGAAGUAACGGGCCAAUGAUGACCCGAAGACAGCGUGAAGCCCUCAAAAAGCAGAGAGAGCCUGUUGUCACAAGUUGCAAAAUUCGAAUCAGGUUCCCAGAUCAGACAUUGGUGCAAUUAGAACUUCCAGCGACGAAAACUCUCGGUGACCUUUAUAAAAUCUUAGUGAGUGAGGUCCUUGAGCUUUCGGAAGCAGAUCAGGAGGCAGUUAAUAAAACUAGCGAGACAGAUAGCGAGGACAUUUUCUUCGAGCUUUUGACCAUGCAUCCAAAAGUUGUCCUUUUGGAGAGCAGGAAAGACUUCAAAAAGGAGUUGGUGAGCCAUUGUGGACUUGGGAGUAGGUCUGUGCUUGUGUACCGAGAGAAAACGCAAAAGAAGAAAAAUGUGUAUGUGAGGAAGGAGUACAUGCAAAAAGCCAUGCCGUUAUCUGCGAUAGAUGACAUGAAGGCUGACCAGGAAGCAGAUAAAGGGAAAAAGGAUGAGAAAAGGAGCCCAAAUGAGAUAGCGAAGAUGUUGCGGCCGCAUUCGAACAGGAAGGUGCCUAAAUGGUUUAAAAUGGGAAGAAUAUGA
Brettanomyces bruxellensis is the source of this 1632-nucleotide messenger RNA. RefSeq lists its product as uncharacterized. The transcript has a single exon. Bases 1 to 1632 code for a protein of 543 amino acids. NCBI's taxonomy places the organism in Eukaryota, Fungi, Ascomycota, Pichiomycetes, Pichiales, Pichiaceae. The record is from RefSeq and is a predicted model, not a curated record. Gene Ontology annotation, molecular function: protein binding.